Hermetia illucens (black soldier fly) is the source of this 2772-nucleotide messenger RNA. It is a transcript of the gene uzip, whose product is annotated as protein unzipped. Lineage: Eukaryota; Metazoa; Arthropoda; Insecta; Diptera; Stratiomyidae. The coding region runs from base 761 to 2317 and encodes 518 amino acids. The transcript is spliced from 4 exons. The record is from RefSeq and is a predicted model, not a curated record.
UCCAACGUUCUUGAGAGAUUUCCCCUUUUCGCCAAUUUUCCAGUGGUGGUGCGGCGCCGUCGCCUGCAGAAGAAAUUCUACAAAAUCCAAUGAAGAGUUUUUCAGUUGUAAACACGGCGUCCAAUUGGAGAGUGGUGUCUUGUUUGAUUUGUUCGUGUUUCGCGUACGUUUUGCACGGCAACUGACUAUCAGCGGCAGAGGCGAUUUGCAUGCUGUUUGAGAGAUAAUUGCGCGUCAAAUUUCCACCCCAAACGAAAAUUCGACUUGCAACGGUUCGGCCCAGUCGGAAAACGUUGAGCGAAUUUCAAACUGCAGUUUCGCGGAUUUGCAAAAUUUUCUAUCUUAAAAAAGAAACGAAUUCCACGAUGGUAGCUUGAUGGAAGCUCACCGAAUUACGGUUUCGUGUGUUGUUUUCAUGUUUUUGUGUUUAAUUUGAUUUUUUCGAAUAUUCGAGCGAAUACAGAACGACGCAGCCAAAAUAUAAUACUUGGAAAUUCAGUUGAAAUACAAAAUCGAAAGUCGUUAGGAAAAAAAAUCCAAGGUCCAGUGUGUGUUUUGCGUAGUUUCUUGCAGUGAUUUCUGGCUUUUGCGAAAGUCGUUCAGUGUCCUGUGCUGCGAGAAGUUCACGCAGGAGAAGUGCUCCGAUCCCUGGAUUAACACUUGCAGCUGAGGAAUUGUGUGGCGGAUUAGAUCGAAAAAAGAACGGUCACCAAAAAAAUUUCAGCCAAAAUUAACUAGUACAAAUCUUAAUAAGGACAAAAUGGUUCUACCACCUCGAUUAUCGAAAACAUUCCGCACCCAUUUAGUCCUCGCGCUAUUUUUAACAUGUUCCCUUGUAACACAAGUCAUAGCAAACGUUAAAAGUGUCCAAACUUACAAACAUGUGUCAGACCUAUUGAGUCAAGGAGUCACAUCGAGUAUCCUAGUAUGGGAAACUUUCGUGGGUGAUUCCAAGCAGCUAGAAUAUGCCGUUCAUGGUGGGAAAUAUCUCACGGAUGAAGAGCACUAUCCCAUCUACGUUUGUAGAGCAAUAAUAGAUGGGAUUUAUACAAGUGGUCACACUGAGAAAAGGCAACAACGAACUUUGUGCUUGGUGUCCAUGCAUAGUGAAGUGAAGUCGCAUCAUGCUUUUGAUAUACUGAUUAACAAAGGACAAGGAGCAAAAUUGAUUUGGAUGUCAUGGACGAAAUUCACUCCUUACAUUCCGACGGGAGCAGUCAGUUGCGGAGGGCAGUUGACUGAAGCCUUCUUCGUUGCCCGGCAUAAGACUAAGCUUUACCAAGAGACAAACGGCGCAGUACAACAUGGACCAGACUAUAAUUUAGGAUGGUUAGAUCCUCAUAACCGUUUGGGAAAAAUUGUCGUCAGCGAAGGAAACUCAGAGAAGGAGUAUGAAGAUGGUGAAAUUUUAGUUGAAAUCGAACCAGUCCGGUAUGAACUGCGUGAAAUCAAGAUCGAUAAAUGGAGGACCGACAUAAAAGUAAACCAAACAUAUUUAGGUUCGGCUGUUCUAUCUAACACAGACGAUUUGCCAAGAUUAGUGGAGACGGUCAUCUCAUUCACAUAUGACAAAGUUCAAAUUUGGGGUGUUCAUGAUGGGGUCGCACGUGGACUGCCCACAAAAGUGUAUGAGGUUGGGCAACCAGUCAACGAGAUUCGUUGGGGCCUGAAAGACAGCGAUAAGGUGGUCGAUGUGAAGACCGUCAGCACGACAUUGAAACCAGGAACAGCACUCAACGUCACAUUAAAAGGAAACUAUACAACAUUGGAUGCUCCUUACAAAGCUACCCUUGUUGCUUACUAUGCGGACAAUGAUGACAGCAUUUCAAGGAAGAUUUCAGCUAAUGUUCAAAAGUACUACAUGCAGGACAUCAAAUUCGAAUUCAGCCCCGUGUAUUGGCUUGAGAAUGGAACCCUGUUACCAACUACUACAACGACAACGACCACAACUACAACUGAACCGACAACCACAUCAACCCGAGAGCCUGAACCUGUUGUACCACCUCUUAUACAUGUUGCUGAUUCGGCAAGAUCAUCCAAUGAUGGUGGCCACAAUGACGCUUCGGUAGCUGAAUCCAAGAAAAAUCCUAACGACAUCGAAGACAUGCAAGCAGGCAAUGCAUUGAAUGGUGACGCAAGUCCUGUCACCAACACUGGUGGGGAUAGCCUAAAACUCACCAAUGUAGAGCAGAAUCCUGCGAAUUUGGCAAAAGAUAGCGCCAACAGUAGACAACAACAAUCUUUAGUUACACUUUUGGGUUGCAGUUUAAUGACGUCAUUGAUUUUUUUUCUUACUUCCGUGACCUCAUUGAACUAGUUACUGUUGUUGUCCGCAUUUAAAUAUAAAUAAAGCAGAAAAGCUCUUUAGUUUUAGGUCCUUUCAAUUCUUUUUUUUAUAUUUACAAACGAUAUAAGGAUGCAUUAUAUGAUAUAAAUCCUUGUACUCUAUUUUGUCUUAUAUUUUUUUUAAAUUAUUAAAGUUGUAAAAUUAAACAAUUUCUUAUUCCAAUAUUCCUUAAUUUUUAAGAAGAAAGUAAAGAUAUGAACAUCUAUUUUUUUUCAAAUAUUUUGUAAAAAUAUUCUAUUUCUAUUAUUUUUUGUAAUAAUAUUGAAGUAUGUAAUAUUAUAAUUUCUCUAGUUUAUAAAGUUGAUAGUAAGGUCAAAUGAAAUAUGAAAUAUAAAAAUAACGAAAAAAAAAAAACAUUUAAUGAAAGCUGUAAUAUGUAAUAGUGAAAGAUUAAGAGAAAUAAGAUACAUGAGAUGUGAGAGGAA